Messenger RNA from Nymphaea colorata (pocket water lily), 1255 nucleotides. Its product is annotated as two-component response regulator ARR5-like. Gene Ontology annotation, biological process: cytokinin-activated signaling pathway; phosphorelay signal transduction system. The coding region runs from base 98 to 1036 and encodes 312 amino acids. The transcript is spliced from 4 exons. The record is from RefSeq and is a predicted model, not a curated record. Lineage: Eukaryota; Viridiplantae; Streptophyta; Magnoliopsida; Nymphaeales; Nymphaeaceae.
UGCGGAUCGCCCAGGAAAGCGAUGCUCCUCGAAUCAACCUCCUCCAUCGACUUCGCCUGCAAUCCCCAAAGUGCCCUCUCCCCUUUUCUUUCCUUCGAUGCCUUGCCUUGUUAUAUACAACCCCUCCAUCCUUUUCGCUCCUUCUCCUCUCGUCCGCUUUUUCGGUCUUCUCUCUCUUCUUCGGCUGCACAGUCGACUUCCCGACGGCCGAGCAAUGGCCGCUGAAGCCCCGCACGUACUCGCCGUCGACGACAGCCUCGUCGAUCGGAAGGUCAUAGAACGCCUCCUCAAGAUAUCCUCAUGCAGAGUGACCACGGUGGAUAGCGGAAGGCGAGCUCUACAGUUCCUCGGCCUCGACGGCGAGCAGAAGCCCGUCGGAGUCGAUGUGAGUUGCUUGCGCGGCAAAGUCUUUUUUUUUUUCUCCAUUUGUGACGAUCGACGGAUUUCCUCCGGCGAAUUUUUCUUGCUUUAUGUACUGCGGCUUCUCUUCUUAUUUCCCUUGUUUUUUUUCCGGAAGCUUCAGGGUCUGAAGGUGAAUUUGAUAAUCACCGACUACUGCAUGCCCGGCAUGAACGGUUUUGAGCUGCUUAAAAAGAUCAAGGAGUCUUCGACGUUCAGGGAAAUUCCGGUGGUGAUCAUGUCGUCGGAAAACGUCGUCGCUAGAAUAGACCGGUGUUUGGAGGAAGGAGCCGAAGAGUUCAUAAUGAAGCCCGUCAAACUCUCGGAUUUGAAGAGGCUAAAAGGUUACAUAGCGAAGAAACAACGGCGGGAAGAAAGUGGGGAUAUUGAAGGUAAACAAGCUCAAUCUCGCAAGAGGCCACUGCCAUUAUCAUCUCCGUCGUCGCCACCACCAUCGUCAACCACAUCACCAUCAACACCGCCACCACCACCAGUAUCAUCACCAUCACCUUCAUCGACGACAUCGACAUCAUUCCAAGAGCAUGAUGCAACAACCCCAACAUCGCCAUCAUCAUCACAACCUCCGAACAAAAUGGCCAGACUAGACCCACAGUCGGUUAACACUUUGUUGGCUUAAAAAGAGAGAGAGUUGUCCAAGGGUGGCAUCGCAAUGAACCCUAAUUCUUUUGCAGCAAGGGGGGAAGGGUGAGUUGAGGAGGAGGAACAUGGGGGAAGCAUGUGCCCUUUCGGCCUGUUCUUUUUGUCCCCCCUUUCUUUUAGGUCAUAUUUUUGCAAAGUAUACAAAUCAUGUAAAGCUCUGUUGAUACGAAAUGAAUCAAAAUCUUUUUCUCUUUUC